AGACAAGCGUGUCUCCGGAGACAGAUCUGCAUGCUGCUGCUGCACACUGAGGCUCAGGGUGCCUCCAGCGCUUCAGACCAGUCUGUACAACACACAAACUCUCAGAGACUUCAGUGCCGUCGGGACUGCUGCACCUGCUCUGCUCGGCAGCUCACAGCACAUCGGAGCGGAGGCUUAACGGGAGAAGAUCUGCCUGCUUUUCUGGGAGGGAAAUGAAACUUGAAGUUUUCUCUGCGCACCACUUGGCGCAGAAGCCGCUGCUGGAGUUGUGCGUGGAUGCAGAGGGGGGAGUCCCGUCUCCACUGUCCGGGGACGAGCUGGGGUCGGACGGGGACUGCGUGGCCAACAGCCCGGCACCUGUCACCCAGAGCGGCGACGGCAGCAAAGGGAAGCCCUACACCCGCAGACCCAAGCCCCCUUACUCGUACAUCGCGCUCAUCGCCAUGGCCAUCCGGGAGUCGAGCAGCGGCCGCCUCACGCUGGCAGAGAUCAACGACUACCUGAUGAAGAAGUUCCCGUUUUUCCGCGGCAGCUACACCGGCUGGAGGAACUCGGUGCGCCACAACCUGUCACUCAACGACUGCUUCCUCAAAGUGCUGCGGGACCCGUCCAGGCCCUGGGGCAAGGACAACUACUGGAUGCUCAACCCGCACAGCGAGUACACCUUCGCUGACGGGGUGUUCCGCCGCAGGAGGAAGCGCAUCGCCAAGAGGCCCCCCAAGGAGCAGGAGAGCCUGGACGUCCUCAGCGAGGACACCCGCCUCCCCGUCCCGGAGGAGAGGGUGGGGGCCAAGUUCUCCAGCUCCUUCGCCAUCGACAGCAUCCUCAGCACACCCUUCAAGCGGAGGGAGGACAGCCACGUUAACGCAGAAACCCACGCCCCCGGGCUGUACUGGCCCCCAGGAGCCCACAUGUUGCCUUACACUCUGAGCUACCCGGCACAGCACGCGUACCUGUCGGAGGGGGCGUGCGGCAGCGCCACAGAGCCCAGCAGGGAUGCACUCACACCCCCUGUCCACGCGCUGGGGACGCCCACCAAGGCACGAGGUUUCCAUAUAGACUCUCUGCUGUCCUGAAGCGAGUAGACUGCUGUCAGACUCGUACGUUUUGUCCCCUGAUGUGCACUCUGGUGGGCGCUCGUAGCUUUCAGUGCUUUAGCUGUUUGCCUGUCUCAUCAUGACUGCAGUGAAAACAAACAAACACGGCGUGUUGUUCAUGUAGACCCACGUGUGGAGACCCAGCAGAUAGUGGCUGUCAUGGCCGGACAUUCCUGUGUGUGGAGUGUGUGUGUGUGUGUGUGUGUGUGUGUGAGAGAGAGAGAGAGAGAGAGAGAGAGAGACAGACAGAGUGUGUGUGUGAUGCAGAGUGUUUGUAUUCAUGUAUUCAUGGUUCAUUUGUCAUUUCUACUGUAUGACGGCAACCGAGUGCAACGUUGAAACAUAAAACUGUUCAUCUAUUUAUAUUUUCAUGUUUUGUAUGACCUGCUGUGUAAAAUAUUGUUGUGUAAAUAUGAGAAAAUACUGACUGAGCCGCGGUGAGGAAUCCCGUGGCUGCGAACGAAAACGCGUGGAAAUGGCCGAUGUUUUCCUCAGAUUGAUUCAUGCAUGCCUGCUAUUUUUAUGAAUAAAAACGUGACACAAAGGGA
Molecule: messenger RNA, 1645 nt
Organism: Scatophagus argus
Lineage: Eukaryota; Metazoa; Chordata; Actinopteri; Scatophagidae
Product: forkhead box protein Q1-like
Exons: 1
Coding region: 213-1076 (287 amino acids)
Biological process (GO): cell differentiation; anatomical structure morphogenesis; regulation of transcription by RNA polymerase II
Molecular function (GO): RNA polymerase II cis-regulatory region sequence-specific DNA binding; DNA-binding transcription factor activity, RNA polymerase II-specific
Source: RefSeq, a predicted model, not a curated record